Molecule: messenger RNA, 1428 nt
Organism: Aspergillus bombycis
Lineage: Eukaryota; Fungi; Ascomycota; Eurotiomycetes; Eurotiales; Aspergillaceae
Exons: 4
Coding region: 1-1428 (475 amino acids)
Source: RefSeq, a predicted model, not a curated record
AUGGAGGGAGAAAACUCCUGGAUAAACCUUUUCUUCUCUGGCAACCCUCCAGAGUUCGUGAACGAAAUCAAGGACGAUCAACCGUUCCGACCUUUCUGUUCUCGAGAUGAAGAUUGGAAACUACGAGGCCUGGCCGAUAAAACAAGACCGAUAGACGAGACCAGGAUACAAGUUCUCUGGCUUCUGAACAAUGGACAUAGAAAAUACGCAGGCAAAGUGUUUCCCGACUAUACAAAGAGGGAGGCCGCGUCUCAGCUUUACCGGCUCGGGGUGUCGAAGCGCCAGAUCCCCCAGAUGAUAGACGAUGCCGUGCGCGAGUUUGAUAGAUUCGUCCGAGAAGCUCGGGCAUAUACCCAGAUUGACCGAUUCUGUUCCCGCGGGGAAAGAACAUAUUUCCCUAGAUUCCAUGGUGUAGUUACCGACAUGCAAAGAGAUAGGUUCUUGUCAGGAUAUGUUCAUCAGCGAGCCGUCGUGCUGGAAGCCAUCGUACCGAAGUUGCAUUCUCGGCGUAUUCUUGCUGGGCGUACCUCUCAAUUGCCAGAAGGCUCCUUGGAGGUACUUGCGAAGCUGCCCUUCAGCUCGUUUGAGCGCGACUGGUAUCGCUCUUUGCUGAACGACCGCCUCCGUCGCCUGGAUGCCUUGCAUCGACUGGGGGUCACUCACGGAGACGUCCAGGACUGGCAUUUUAGACUUCCUGGUGACUUUUAUGAUACAGUCUUAUAUGACUUCUCCGAGGCGUACACAGUCUCUUCCAGAUGGCCUUUCCGGAUAAAUCGUGGCAAGCCUCGGCCGUUGAGAAACAUAGCAGAGUGCGAACGUAAGCGUGUUGGCAUGGAGAUUGAAGAACGAGCCAGCACCCGCGAUUUCCGUUCUCAUCUUAUCCACCUGAGUUCAGAGGACACCGUUGACGAUGCGCUCUGGCAGUCGCUGGACGUGGAGAAGGAGUCGCUGGAGUUGAUUAUAUUCAAAGUUUGCCAUCGCCCAGAUGACUUUUCCAUGCCUACGCUAAAUUCUGUGUUCCCUUUCCUGGAAGCGGUUUGUCCCCAGUCUGACCCUGGCUGGCUCAUCCGCAGAGGCCGGCUUUUACAUCAUUAUGAAUCAGCUUGGGCUGUUUCCCGUCUCGAUGAAAACCGGGCCGCGUCUAUUCUAUUCGAUGGUGAAGUCGAGCUUGCAACAGACGAUUCGCGUAGGUCCUACUUGAUACUUUGCUUAAUACCAAAGUCGUGGAAUCUAUCAUGGAGGACGGAUGACAAGCCAAGUUCAGAUGACACAGGACCAAGUCACCAGCUACGACAAGCUUGUUUGCUUGCCUUGUCUCAGCGCUCGGGGUGUGUUUUUGGCCGUAGCGAAUUUCUGGAAGUUGGCAAGAAACCCAAAGAAUCUGACCCGAGUGAGCAUGUAGAGUCUACGGAGCAUGCUGUAUCAUAA